This is a messenger RNA of Naumovozyma dairenensis CBS 421, 1233 nucleotides long. RefSeq names its product Mrf1p (gene MRF1). NCBI's taxonomy places the organism in Eukaryota, Fungi, Ascomycota, Saccharomycetes, Saccharomycetales, Saccharomycetaceae. The transcript has a single exon. Gene Ontology annotation, molecular function: translation release factor activity. The coding region runs from base 1 to 1233 and encodes 410 amino acids. The record is from RefSeq and is a predicted model, not a curated record. Gene Ontology annotation, biological process: translational termination.
AUGCUUCACUUUCAGGUUCGCUGCAUUUUAUACUCAGUUGGUAGACUUCCCUCUCCAAAAUUUUCAACUUUCCAGACCACAAUCCUGAAAAGAAGAUGGCAGACAACAUUAUCUAGUGAAAAGCCUACGGUUUUAAACCGUCUACUCUUGAAGAAAGCAGAACAAAAUCUUCAGGAGUUCAAGAAAUUAACUGAUGAUCUAUCCAAGGGGGUGAGUUUCGACGUCGAUAACCAAAAGAAAUAUGCCAAAUUAUCGUCCAUAUGUAAUAUUUAUGAAAAUUAUAUGACAUCUUUCAACGAUUGUAAUGAACUGAAACAAAUGAUAGAAUCUGAUCCGACAUUGAGAGAAGAAGCAGAAUUAGAAUUAAAGGAGAGCACGAAGCAAUUAUCACAUGCAUCUUCACAACUUAUGAAGGCAUUACUACCGUCCCAUCCAUUCGCUUCAGAACCAUGCAUUAUAGAAUUAAGACCUGGUGCUGGAGGAAUUGAGGCAAUGAUUUUCACUCAAGAUUUAUUGAAUAUGUACAUUAAUUAUUGUCACAAUAAGAAAUGGAAAUAUACUAUAAUGGAAAAGAAUGAAAAUGAAAGUGGAGACGGUAUAAUUGAUGCUACAAUUACUAUUGACCAACCUGGUUCUUAUGAUAGAUUAAGAUUUGAAGCGGGUGUACACAGAGUACAAAGAAUUCCAGCUACAGAGACAAAAGGUAGAACUCAUACCUCUACUGCAGCUGUCGUCGUCUUACCCAAAGUACCAGAAACUGGAUCAUCAGGAAAAGAAUUAAGAGAGUUCAAACCAGAUGAAGUUCGUAUUGAUAUUAUGAGAGCAAGAGGGAAGGGCGGACAACAUGUCAAUACGACAGAUUCUGCAGUUAGAUUAACUCAUCUCCCUACAGGAAUUGUCGUGUCAAUGCAAGAUGAAAGAUCACAACAUAAGAAUAAAGCAAAAGCAUAUGCAAUAUUAAGGGCAAGAUUGCUGGAUAAAGAACAAAGGGAGAAAGAUGAGAAAGAAAGAUCGCUGAGAAAGGAUCAAGUAACUACUACAGAUAGAUCUGAUAAAAUCAGGACUUAUAAUUAUCCUCAAAAUCGUGUAACUGAUCAUAGAUGUGGGUACACAUUAUAUGCGUUGGAUGCAGUAAUGAAUGGGACUAGACUCGACGAAGUCAUUGAUGCCAUUAGUGAUUACGAAACUUUCGAACUUUCUAAAAAAGAACUCAUAGAGCCGUCAAACAACUAA